Messenger RNA from Coregonus clupeaformis (lake whitefish), 2889 nucleotides. Its product is annotated as homeobox even-skipped homolog protein 2-like. Gene Ontology annotation, cellular component: nucleus. Gene Ontology annotation, molecular function: DNA-binding transcription factor activity, RNA polymerase II-specific; RNA polymerase II cis-regulatory region sequence-specific DNA binding. The transcript is spliced from 3 exons. The record is from RefSeq and is a predicted model, not a curated record. Gene Ontology annotation, biological process: regulation of transcription by RNA polymerase II. NCBI's taxonomy places the organism in Eukaryota, Metazoa, Chordata, Actinopteri, Salmoniformes, Salmonidae. The coding region runs from base 319 to 1659 and encodes 446 amino acids.
CUAAAGCAGACUCAGAUCAAUCCGGGGACACACACUCCACUCCUCACUUCUCCUCUUCCGCUCCACAUGGAUAUACAUUCGUCUGACCGUAGGCCGCCUCCAUCAUCAACUGAAAGCCAUCUCGUGUUUAUUUGCUUAUACACCUGUUACAAUAUAUGAUCAUUCGAGCAGCGUCACGCGCACCUUUACAUUUUGGGCUAAAAAAGGAUUCACGAGACAUUUAGAACCGUCAUUCGUUGCUCGCAUUGGCAUUCUAUUUAUUUUUAUGUCUCUCUCAUAAAAAGCUGUUAUAUUAUUUAGAGACAGUUGCUGAUCUGAAUGCGGAUUAGCUCGGUCACAACUCAUCGGAGCACCAGACCUGGGAAUUGUUUUUUUCUUCUUCUACAAGGCUUAAUGAUGGAGAGGAGAAGAAAAGAGAUGGUUCUGAUGGAGAGAGGUCUGCACGGUCCCGUGUCUGGCAAAAGGCUCUCAAACCUGUCAGACUCCGCCGGAAAUUCAGUGUUGGAGGCCCUCGAAAAUUCUCAGCACAGUGGUCGAGUAAGCCCGCGAAUAACUUCCGCCUCGCUUCAUGGAAGUCUCGGGGAUAUUCCAACCAAAGGAAAGUUCGAAAUGGACAGUCUUUUCGGUACCCACCACAGCAGCGAGAACACCUCGUCAGCGGAGAUUUCAUCAUCAGAAAGCAGAAAGACAAUCCACUUAUACUCUGAAGUUUCUCAAGACUCAGACAUGAACAGUGACGUGGAGGUGGGAUGCCCAUCGCAUCGCUCCCCGAGCCAACACAAGGAAAACAACAACAACAACAAAGGUUUUUCUGACAAUAAUUCUGGAGGCUCCAACACAAAUUCAUCCUCCCUUUCCAAUUUUAACGGCAAUGGAAUGUGUUCAAACAUGUCAAAUGCGGAUCAGGUGAGAAGGUACCGGACUGCAUUCACCAGAGAACAAAUAGGAAGAUUGGAGAAAGAGUUUUACAGGGAAAAUUAUGUCUCAAGACCAAGAAGAUGUGAACUGGCUGCAUCCCUGAAUCUACCUGAAACUACAAUAAAGGUAUGGUUCCAGAACAGGCGGAUGAAGGACAAGAGGCAACGUUUGGCGAUGUCUUGGCCCCAUCCAGUAGAUCCAAACUUUUACACCUACAUGAUGACGCACGCGGCAGCCACCGGAAGUCUACCAUACCCUUUCCAUUCCCACAUGCCUCUGCACUAUUACCCGCAUGUUGGUGUCACAGCAGCUGCCGCGGCCGCAGCCGCGUCUGGUGCUGCAUCGUCACCUUUCGCUACCUCCAUUCGCCCUCUCGAUACUUUCCGUGCACUCUCCCAUCCUUACUCACGACCAGAGCUUCUCUGUGGCUUCAGGCACCCAGGACUUUAUCAGUCACCCGCAGGCCUCAAUAGCUCUGCGGCAGCAUCAGCAGCAGCGGCAGCAGCAGCAUGUGCAGCUGCUGUCGGCGCGCCAUCCGCCACUGGGCCAUGCUCGUGCCUCAGUUGUCACAGCAGCCAGGCGGCCAGCGCGCUAGGCUCCAGAAGUAGCAACACUGACUUCACCUGCACCGCAUCCGGGCAGAGAUCCGAAAGUGGAUUUUUGCCGUAUUCUGCCGCUGUCCUGAGCAAAACCUCGGUUCCAUCACCAGAUGAAAGAGAGGAAUCUUCACUAAACAGAUAACUUCAUCACCGGAACUUCUAAAUCAAGUGCAGUUCCUCCUGUUUUCUGCUUUGCUAUUAGUUUAUACAUAGGCCUACAUCUACGACUCCAAUAUUUGGGGGACAAAUAAAUGUAAUUUCAAAACAAUUAGCAUAAUUAGCAUUUAAAACAAAGAAGCCAAAAGUGUUAACAUUGGUAAGUGCUAAAUUUAAAGGACUAUUUUGUUAGUGCGGUGGUGAUGAUGCUUUAUUUUUCUUCAUUCACAACUGGAUUCAUGUGCCUUAAAACCUAGAAAUGACUAUCUAAUUCCGUGAUAGGCCCACGGUACUUGGUUAUUAAUUAGUCCUAAUGGUCGUUAGUGCAUCGACUGAAUGACUAACUAAAUGUUUAUUGAUCGUCAUUAAUUAAAACAAUUGUUAUUUUCAUUUUCUAUUCUUGAUUCUUAAUUUCAAAUCAAUGUCAAUGAACACAAAAAUAUCUAAAUCAAGCCACAUCCUAAAUUCGUGAUUUAUCCAUUUAUAUCAAUAUAUUUUCAUCAAUUAUCUUCAUUAAUUCUACGAUACAUUUUUCAAAAUUCCCAGUUAUAUUUUGGUAUUAACUUAAGGCACUGUAAAAGUAAGCAAUUUGGUCUUGUUAUCUGCAUUUAUCAAAUCAAUGUCGGGCAAUACUUUUCUCUUUGAAAUAUUUUUACGUGUGGUUUCGUUAUUAAUGUAGGUUAUGGUGAGAAUCAUAUUUACAAUAUGUGCCACAACAACUACUACUGUAUAAGAACCUUCUUGUAAAAUCGGUACAGCUCAAGGGAUAUUCCUUAUCUUCAAGCAAGGUGCAUAGAAUUUUGCACCGCUUCUAACUUGUCAAUUAUGCUGUUAGGAAUAGAGGGAUUAUGACGAAAAUUGCCAAUCGUGUACCUUCAUGGACCUCCUUUGAAUGCAGAAAACUAAGAAAGUUCCUCGUUCUGAGAACCGCUGUCAAGUGCUAAUUAUCCCCCUAAGGGAAGUCAUUAAGCAUGACAGAUAAAAGACUUGGAACAUACAACAUUGUUCUUGGUGCAUAGAUUGUACAGUUUAAAAUGUGAUGUUCCUUACCUGUGAAGGUUUAAAAAAUAUAUAAUACUCCUUAGAGCCAAUGUUCGUUUCAGUUAAAAGUUGGACGAUCGCCCUUACACCUUUCCUGUUAUAUUUCCGUUCUUACAUUGCUGAUGUUAUAUGUGGUCCUCUGUAGCUCAGCUGGUAGAGCACGGCGCUUGUAACG